AUGGCCAUCUCACAGACAUCGCUGUACGUGGCCGUCGUCGCGAUUGCAGGACUGUUCUACAAGCUCCUGCAAGUCGGACGACGACCAAAGGGCAUGCCGCCCGGGCCCCCGACGCUGCCCAUCGUCGGAAAUCUGCAUCAACUGCCCAAGGAGAACCUGCACGUCAAGCUGCGCGAAUGGGCUCAACAGUACGGCGAGAUCUACUCGAUCAUGCUCGGCAACCAGCGAAUGGUGGUCCUCAACUCGCCCCGCGUCGUCAAGGACCUGAUCGACCAGCGCUCCAACAACUACUCGUCCAGACCGGAGAUGUACGUCGGCCAGACGCUCAUUUCGGGCGGAUAUCGCUUGGUCCUGAUGCAGUACGACGAGGGAUGGCGGUUGGCCCGGAAGAUGAUUCACAACCUGCUCAACAUCAAGACCGCCGUCGACUACAUCCCAUUCCAGGAGCUGGAAUUGCGCCAGAUGCUCGCCGACAUGGUGAAGCGCCCGGACAAGUACCAUGACCACGUGCGUCGGUAUAGCACGUCGCUGGUGACCAGUAUCACUUUUGGCUGGAGGAGUCUGGCAUUCAAUGAUCCUGAUGUCAAGCAAAUUUAUGAGGGCUUUGAGGAAUUCGCCGUAGCCUCGCAAGUGUCGGCGUCGAUGCUGGAUUACUUCCCGAUCCUGCGCAACUUGCCGGACUUCAUGAACCCGAGCAAGAAGAGGGGCAAACAGCUUCACAAGGAGGAAAUCGCCCUGUACAAGCAGUACAUGCUCAAGGUCAAGCAGCGGAGCGAAAAGGGUAUCGUUGCAAAGAACUUUUGCGACGACAUGUUCAAGCAGCAGAAGAAGAUUGGAUUUUCCGACGACUGGGCCAGCUAUGUCAGCGGCACGCUCCUGGAAGCCGGCUCCGAUACGACGGCGUCCAUCUUCUUGUCCUUUGCCGUGGCCAUGAUCAACUUUCCCGAGGUCCAGAAGAAGGCCCAGGCCGAAAUCGACAGGGUCAUUGGAGCAGAUCGUCUCCCAGCCAUGUCCGACGAGAUGGACCUGCAAUACAUUCGAGGCGUCGUCAAAGAGUCUCUGCGUUUCCUGCCGUCCAGUAUCCUGGGAAUCGUGCCGCACGCCACCACCAACGCCGACACCUACCGCGACUACCAUUUCCCAGCAAAGACAGGCAUGAUGAUCAACGUGUGGGCUUUGAACAACGACCCGGAGCGCUAUCCCAAUCCCCGAAACUUCGAUCCGGACCGGUACAAGAACGAUUUUCUCCGGGCCCAGGAGAGCGCGACCCUCAACGACCCUUACCAGCGAGACCACUUCACCUUUGGGGCCGGCCGACGAGUCUGCCCGGGCCUCAACAUCGCAGAGCGCUCGCUGUUCCUGGGCAUCGCGUAUAUUCUGUGGGCCUUUACGCUGGAGCACGCCGUCGACGACAACGGCGAGAACAUCCCAGUCAGCCCGGACGCCGUCACCCAGGGCAUCGUGUGCCGACCGCGGCCGUUCGAGUACAGGCUCGUCGAGAGGGACCCGAAGCGCACCGCAAUGGUGAUCAAGGCUUGGGACAACGCGAAGGACCUUCUCGCGAGAUACCCUGAAGGCAUCCGAAGCACACAGUACGCCAAUGAUUGGAAGGCAUUCAAGGAGAGCGAAAAGUUUUAG
Exophiala spinifera is the source of this 1638-nucleotide messenger RNA. RefSeq lists its product as uncharacterized. The coding region runs from base 1 to 1638 and encodes 545 amino acids. Gene Ontology annotation, molecular function: monooxygenase activity; iron ion binding; oxidoreductase activity, acting on paired donors, with incorporation or reduction of molecular oxygen. Lineage: Eukaryota; Fungi; Ascomycota; Eurotiomycetes; Chaetothyriales; Herpotrichiellaceae. The record is from RefSeq and is a predicted model, not a curated record. The transcript is spliced from 3 exons.